CUGGAGACUUCGGGAUCGUUGUCUCUUUACUGAUAUUCCCCCCCAUUGUGUGAUCUGAACACUCAUCCAAGCACAGUCAGCACUUACCUGCUUUGGAGCGGCACCAUCGGCAGUAUCUGCUUUGUUCCGGUUAAGAGCAACGACAACUGGAUGGACCAGUGUUAUUUCAGGCUUAUAUAUCACUGAAGAUAACCUGUUGUUUUUUUCCGAUUGGAUACAAUGGAGUAACCGUGCACUAGAAUUUCCGUGCCGUAGGAUUUGCGAUGUGUCACUGCUGGGCGUGACUCUGACUAUGAAGAACUAGAGGAAUAAAAUAAGUGAUAUAAAGGCGUGUACGACGUACAAGCAUUUUAAAGAGGGGUUACAUGUAACCAUUUUGGUGGUAUUCAGCACAGGAAUAUGAGUAGGAUGUCGUCGUCGCAUCGGCCUGCGCGGUCGGACAGUACUAAAGCUCGUGUUUGGAGAUCCAUCUUCGAUAGUCAGUUACCAGAAAAGGAACAAUGCUUCCUGAGGGCUGCAGCUUCAGGGAACCUCGACCUAACGAAACAUUACGUAGAGGAAGAACACAUUAAUGUCAACUGUCAGGACUACUUGGGACGGGGUGCCUUGGAAUUGGCAGUAGUUGGGGAGCACGUCGGUGUUGUCGAAUACCUUUCCCCGAGAUGCAACAUGAUGAUGACCGAGGACUCUCUCCUGAGUGCAAUAAGCCAGGACAAUGUGAAACUAUGCGAGAUGAUUCUGAACCACCCUGUGUAUAAAACAAAUCGUUUUCUCUUGGUCAGUAUGGAGCGGUUUUACCAUGAUCAUGGUAUCGGUGAGCAGGCCCGCUAUGCCCCCGAGACCACCCCACUGCUUUUGGCCUGCCACAGGAACAACUAUCACAUAAUACAACUCCUACUCCUCCGCGGCGCGGACAUCGAGGAACCCCACGAUUACUUCUGCGUCUGCGCACUGUGUUCGGGCCAACGAACUCACGAUGUUGUCCGGUACUCCCGGGCCCGACUGAGCACGUACAAGGCGUUGGCAAGCCCUGCCUACAUUUCCCUGUCAACCGAAGAUCCCUUUACCACAGCUUUCGAACUCAGCCACACCCUCGACCAACUCUCCAGGAUAGAAAAAGAGUAUAAGACACAAUACCAAGAACUAGGUACACAAUGUCGAAAAUAUUCCGUAGAAAUGCUGGAUUUAUGCAGAGGAACAGACGAGGUUAUGGCAGUCUUGAACGGGGAUGACAGCCAUGGCUCAGGCCCAACAUUACUUGCCGCCUCAAACCCGAGCACCCCAACUGAACCUACCACGGAAACCUCCGAGGGCCCGCGGAAAAUGCUGAAGGGUCGGCCAUCUUUAACACGCGUCAAACAAGCACUUUCCUACGACCAAAAGAGGUUCCUUGCCCAUCCAACAUGUCAAAGAGAGCUCGUGAUGCUGUGGUAUUCCGGCGUCCCGUGGAUCCGACACCAGCACCUGUUCGUAAAAUUCCUCUGUGUGCCUUUGACCGUGAUCCUUCUACCCUUUCUUUCAUUUGCUUAUAUUCUGGCGCCAUACACGAAGCUUGCUGCCACCAUUCGAAGUCCCUUUGUGAAGUUUUUGAUGCACACUUGUUCAUAUUUGAUAUUUCUGACGCUGGUUGUCUUGGUAACCAUGAGAAACCACAGUACUAUCUAUCAACUUGUCUGCUACAGCAAAUCUGGCAUGUCAUUUGACCUGAUCGUCUUAGUGCUACUCUUUAUUUGGGUGCUAGGUAUGUUUUGGAACGAGGUUCGGCAGUUGUGGCGCGGGGGAUUUCGUGAAUACGUCACUGACAGGUGGAACUUCAUGGACUCCGCCCUGAUCGCUCUCUACAUGGCUGGUCUGAUACUACAGCUUGUGCUGUUCGUUGACUUCAACGCCCAGAAAAAUUAUCCUCCUUCGAGCAAAUGGCAUCUUAACUGUUCCGCUGUGCGCACGGAAACUUGCCGCGAGCUGCAGUGCAUGGCUGGGCUGAAGAUGAAGUGGAAGUCGUGCUCUGGGACAGAGGCUGACUGCAUCCAAGACCAGACCCUACUUUUGAACCACAUGAACCAGAAUAUACGACAUGACAUCGCACAGCAAGUGUCCGACAUCCUCCUCUCAUUCGCUGCUAUAUUUAGCUUCGUGCGCAUUGCGCAUCUUCUGCCAGCCAAUGAGCAGCUAGGACCGCUGCUCGUGUCGUUCGGCAGGAUGUUGAGCGAUGUCCUCAGGUUCUUCGCCAUCUUCGUUUUGGUGUUUAUAUCCUUCGUCUGUGGCAUGACCAACCUGUACAGGACACACAGAUGUGAAAACAAGUACUUCGAUCAGUUUACUACCACCGCGUCCAAUCUCUUCUGGGCGACAUUCGGAAUGGGGAGCAGCGAAGCGUUCAUCAUUGACAAGAGCCUAGUAGCCUACCGACCAGACCUCAUUGUUUCCCACCAAACUCACAUCGUUGCCACGGAGACAGUAGGACAGAUACUCUACUCAUUCUAUAUUGUCUCCGCGUUGAUUGUACUCAUCAACAUGCUCAUUGCAAUGAUGAGUAACUCAUUCCAGGAGAUUAUGAAUGACCGUGACGUGGAAUGGAAGUUUGCUCGGGCUCGCUUGUGGAUGGACUUCUUCGAGACUGGCUGCACAAUCCCACCACCGUUCAACCUGAUCCCAAGCCCGAAGCAUUUGAUCGAUAUUGUCAGAUAUUUCAUUAACAAGAAGAAGAAGAAAAGAAUGGGGACACAUAGUCAGGAUUAUGACAUAAAUGAGCAGCAGACACCAACCCGGCGCAUAAGCCAAGGCAACCAAAAGCACUUCAGCCUUGGCUCACCUGCCUCAUCGAGCCCACGACCCUCGAAGCAUUUCUCCCUGAGGAACUUCGGGAUGCAUCGGUCGAAGACCUACUACAACGUUGUGAUGACGAGACUGAGGAAGCGGUACAUCUACAAGGUUCACAUGAAGGAGCUGCAGCUUAGUCAGCCGCAGGAGGAGCUGAACGAAAUAAAGGAGUCACUUUCCGAUAUGAACAAGAAAAUCAAGCAUAUCAGUGCGCAGUGUCGAAAUCCUCGUACGCGUAAAAAGGACAAUUGGCCUUUGGCAUCAUCAGUAUUAACAAUUGACAAAGUUUAUUUGAACAGUAUGCACUUCAUUGAUGAGAAUGGUGAGGAGACGAGCGGGGUGGAAGAGCGGCAGAGGAUGCCGGCGGCACCUUGACAGGGAUGUUAAAUACCAGGGUGCAUACAGUGUAGCCAAAAACCUCGGAAGACCAUACCUCCAUCCCUCGAGAUGAAAGCACCAAGUAGACACAGAACUUUGCCAGAAGAAAAUAGAUCUCGAUUCGGUUAAGUACUUUUAGCGUUGGAGCUGUUUUUGUGAAGCAAAAUCGGAAGAAAUUUUACAGGUGUUCAAAUUCAGGUCUUCUGUCAGCUCAAUUUACGUCGCCCCGACUUUUGCUUGACAAAAUUGCCUCCUGAGCUAAAUCCACCAUCUCGAGGAAACCAGAGGUUGAUAUUUUACUUCUACGGCCCUGUCUGCAGGAACGGAAGAACAUUAACCUUGUUUUCAUCGGGAUGUAAACUAAUGGACUGAAUCGAGAUAUUUUGGUCUUCUUCUUCUUCUUGGAAGAUUCUCCCUCAUCUACUAGUACAAGCACUUUGAGUCUGAGGGUAGAGGAAAUGUGCUUAUAAGCGGGGUUUUUUUGUGGUCACUCUGUACGGAAAACUUUUUUCAUUGUGCCUAUACCGACAAUGGACGUGCACGUAUAGUUUAUUUGGAGACGGGAUGUUAAAAAUCACCGGUAUCAUCUCCUCAGGGCUGGAUGACUGUUGACCAAGAUGUUCUGAUUGAUCUAUUGCGUAUUCAAAAUCUAUCUUUAAACUGAAGCGUAAAAUGAAGUAAAUCCUCCAUGUUAUCGUCACUGCUCACAUGAAACAAUAGGUUGAAAAUGCGGUCCAUUUCAUCGAAUAGAACUUGUUUGCCUCGUUUGUACGUAAGACGCAGUGGAUUUGGCCGAGUCUCUCCCCGCGAGUCGCCCUGGCUAAUGAGUGAUGUUCUGAAGAUUAGAAACCGACGACUUGAAGUACAAGUGGCGAUGCAUUGGCGACACGCUGCCUGGAAGAUCACCAGUCUGUGGAAACUCUCAGGAAUAACAGAACCAUAAUGUAAUACAAAUAAUGACGUAGUAUGUCCAUGGAAGCGUCGUGCUAUCGGAGUGACAUAAAGUCAUUUGUAAAAGCUUUCCUUUGCCAGUUCGUGUGCGUCAUGAAAUAACGAAUAAUGUGUUUUUCUACUAUCUAAGCUGACACUAAAGCAAGGAAGUUGUUGAACAAGGGCCUCUUUCCUCAGAAUUUGAAACAAAAAACGAACACCGCAAAAAUGUCCUGUAAAAUAGAAGCCCUCCUCCCCUGAGGUUUCCCCCUAUUGUCACAGUUCGGUCACCAUGGUCACAUCCCUUAUAAACAUGAAUUAAAUAAAGGUAUGUAAACAAAUCGACCCAUAAAUACUUUUGCUUUCGAUUGACAGCAUGACCAAUUCAAUAGGUGACGUAACAAGUCCCGGCAGGGACCAAAACCGAUUAUAUCAGAUUUACGUUCAGCUUGAUC
Messenger RNA from Lineus longissimus, 4583 nucleotides. RefSeq names its product short transient receptor potential channel 7-like. Gene Ontology annotation, biological process: calcium ion transmembrane transport; regulation of cytosolic calcium ion concentration. Lineage: Eukaryota; Metazoa; Nemertea; Pilidiophora; Heteronemertea; Lineidae. The record is from RefSeq and is a predicted model, not a curated record. The transcript has 10 exons. Gene Ontology annotation, cellular component: plasma membrane; cation channel complex. Bases 400 to 3195 code for a protein of 931 amino acids. Gene Ontology annotation, molecular function: store-operated calcium channel activity; inositol 1,4,5 trisphosphate binding; protein binding.